AUGAAUGACAAAUACAGAAUUCAUAAAGCUUUUGAUCGACAAAUACAAACAAUGGCUGGAGCAUUUUUUUCGAAUUAUUUUAAAGAAUUAAAAAUAAAAAGUAAACUUGGCCACGAAGGGGACAUCAUAUUAUUACCAUGUCGCGGAUUAAAAAUUCCAGCAAAAGUUUUCGUCUUUUUUAUUGUUCCACGUUUCUCAAACGGCGAAUUAAUCAAAGAUAAAUCAUCGAUUGAUUUAUUUCAAACAACAUAUGAACAAAUGAUUUGUCAUGCAUUACAGAGUAUUGACCAACACGGUAUAACAAAUAUUGCAAUGCCUAUUCUUGAACCCAGUGUAAAAUUUACUGCUGAAAGACGUAAUGCUAAUGAAAUGACUGCUCGUGCGAUGAUUUGUGCUAUUCGACAAUAUUCUCUAAAUUCAUCAAUUAAAUUAAAACGCAUUAUUAUUGUUGAUUAUGAAGUUCAAAUCAAACGAAUGAGUAAACGUGUGAAAAAAUAUCAUGCAGCAGUUCAAAAAUCAUUACCACUUACGAAUAAUAUCGACUUUGAUGGAGAUGAUGGACAAUCAUUUGCUUACAUAUAUGGUGUACCAAAAAUACCCGAAAUUGUAUCAAGCGAAAGUGAAAGUGAAAAUGAUAAUGAUAUCGAAGCGGAAGAGGAUCCACUUCCUUACAAACAUCAUACGAAAGUUUAG
Rotaria socialis is the source of this 693-nucleotide messenger RNA. The record is from the annotation of a GenBank genome assembly. Lineage: Eukaryota; Metazoa; Rotifera; Eurotatoria; Philodinida; Philodinidae.